Molecule: messenger RNA, 1661 nt
Organism: Centruroides sculpturatus (bark scorpion)
Lineage: Eukaryota; Metazoa; Arthropoda; Arachnida; Scorpiones; Buthidae
Product: disks large homolog 2-like
Exons: 3
Coding region: 16-1626 (536 amino acids)
Biological process (GO): signal transduction
Cellular component (GO): cytoplasm
Molecular function (GO): protein binding
Source: RefSeq, a predicted model, not a curated record
CCACACAUUUUUAUUAUGAGUUAUAAUCUUUUUAUAUUUUUAGAUAGUCAUCUUAAUCCAACCCCAGGUGCCUAUAGAAGUAAAACACCCACUGCUGAUUUGUAUAGUUCAAGAGAUAAAGAAGUAAUUUCAGUUAAUAGACCAAAGACACCAUUAGUUGAUACAAGGAACUGGUCUGCAACACCUAGUGAGAGCUUGAAUCUUUCUCUGAAAGAAUCAAGAAUGCAAUGCAACGAUCCUUCCAAUCGAAUAGAAAGUCCUACAAAAUCAGAUCAAGGAAGAACAUAUGCAAUGAGUGCAGAUAAAGAAAAUUCCUCGUGGUAUUCUGAUCAUGAUAAAAGCAGAGAAGCACUGUGGGGAAAUCAGAGCUUUCGAGAAUCAUUAAGGCACAAAGGAAAUGGAGUACAAGAUAUAUAUGGUUAUAGUCAUGGAAGAGAAACAUCUCAACUUUCAAACAGUUCACAUAGGCAAGACAAUCAUUCCAAAAUGCCACUUAAUGUUAAUCCAAUGACUGCUUAUUCCUGUGAUGAUAAUGGUAUAAGUAGAAAUCAGUAUUGGAGGCAUAGUGGUAGUGCUGAUUUAUAUGUUCCAAAUAAUUUUAAUAACUGGACUAGUGGUGGAUACAUUCAUAAUUCAGAUAGGACAGGAUAUAGCAAUCACAAUCUUGAUUCUUCCAUUCUGUCUACUCGUACUAAACCUUCAUUAAGAAAUUCACCGUAUUAUCAGUCUCAUCCCUCUAGUUAUUAUGGUCAACAUUUUAAUUCCAACAAUAUUCAUCUUGCUGGACCUCCAGAUAUAUCAAGCCAUCCAGAUCAUCAUUCUCCAUAUUGUUGUUCUUCUAUGUCUUCCCAUCAUUAUCCCAUCAGAGGAAAUUAUCAGCAUGACAGUUUAAGUAAAAGAAAACAUAGUACUUCUUUUGAACAUGAACAGCCAGUCUCCUCAUCUGUGACACAGUUUGCUCAGGACAUUAAAGUAUCACAAAAUAAUUCUAACUAUAGUCCUGUUGGUAGAAAACCUCCAUCUCUAGGUCCUGUUCCUGAAUAUAUAGAAAUAACCAUUACAUUACAUCGUCAAGAGAGCGGUUUUGGUUUCAGAAUUGUUGGUGGAACAGAGGAAGGAUCUCAGGUUUCUAUUGGACACAUUGUUCCAAAUGGUGCUGCAGAUUUAGACGGUCGUUUAAGAUCAGGUGAUGAAAUAAUAUCUGUCGAUAAUCAGUCUGUUAUUAAUACUUCACAUCAUCAUGUUGUACAACUCAUGGGCUCUGCUGCUGUUACUGGUAGAGUAACCUUGGGAAUAAGACGUCAGAUUUCAUCUUUUGAAUCUGUAUAUCAUUCAAAAUCCACAGAUAGUAUUUAUCCGUACGACGUCACUGUUACAAGAAAAGAAAACGAAGGCUUUGGUUUCGUCAUAAUUUCUUCUGUCUGUAGAGCCGGUUCCACCAUAGGAAGAAUUAUCGAAAACAGUCCUGCCGAACAAUGCGGAAUGCUUCACGUGGGCGAUCGCAUAUUAGCCGUAAACGGAAUAAGUAUUUUAAACAUGCACCACGGUGAAAUAGUCAAUUUAAUCAAAGAUUCUGGGUAUUCGGUCUGUUUAACAGUUGGACCUCCUCAAGGUAACUCAGAAUAGAGAUAUUUAAGGAUAGUUGUAAUUAAAAAUAAUAA